CCGCCACUACUUCUCUCCUUCAGCUCACAAGUACACACUUGAUUGAACAUUAUUUUCAACUUCCAUUAACUUUGGUAAUUAUUCAUCACUUCAAUUAGCAGAUCAUCUUCUAUAUAAAAAUCCAUCCUACAUUCAUUUGUUCCAUCAAACAUGGAGAUUAACAUGGAUGACAAACUAUCCAAAACUCAUAUCGAGCUUGUCACUGAGGCAUCCUUUCCACCACCACCACAAUUCAGCUCUCUGAAGAUCAUUAAAAACACCUUUAUUUCAAUCUUGGCAAGGUUUCAUGCCGGAUAUUUUAGGAUAAGCAUGUCUCUUUGCAGCCAAGCCCUGCUGUGGAAAAUCCUUAGAGAUCAAUCAGCAGAAGAUGCACAUGCUUUUCGUCGUGUGUUUCAAAUGCUACCCUCCACAGCUUUUCUUCUACUUUGGUCAAUAGCUCUUUUCACAGUAACCUCACUCUCUCUUCUUUACAUACUUAGAUGUUUGGUUCACUUUGAGAUGGUGAAGGGUGAAUUCCUCCACCAUGUAGGAGUGAACUAUCUCUUUGCUCCUUGGAUUUCUUGGCUUCUUUUGCUUCAAUCAUCUCCCUUUUUCACCCCAAAAACUAUAUACUACCUUGUACUAUGGUGGGCUUUUGUGGUUCCAAUGUUGGUUCUUGAUGUCAAAAUCUACGGCCAGUGGUUUACCAAAGGAAAGAGGUCUUUAUCAACAGCCGCGAAUCCGACAAGUCAGCUAUCGGUGAUAGGGAACUUGGUGGGAGCCAGGGCGGCAGCCCAAAUGGGAUGGAAAGAGACAUGUAUUUGCAUGUUUUCUUUGGGCAUGGCACAUUAUCUUGUGCUUUUUGUCACGUUAUAUCAAAGAUUAUCUGUGGGAAAUUGCCUACCAACAGUGUUAAGCCCAGUUUUCUUCUUAUUCAUUGCCGCUCCCAGCAUGGCAAGUUUGGCUUGGGACUCAAUUUCUGGAUGCUUUGAUAACUUGGCAAAGAUGCUUUUCUUUCUCUCUCUUUUCCUCUUCUUAUCCCUGAUUUCAAGGCCGACCCUAUUCAAGAAAUCCACAAGAAAGUUCAACGUAGCAUGUUGGGCAUACUCUUUCCCAAUGACAGUCCUGGCAUUGGCUUCAGCUGAUUAUGCACAGGAGGUGAAUGGUGCCAUUGCACAUGGGGUAAUGCUAGUGUUAUCUUCGCUCUCAGUUCUGGUAACUCUAGGUUUGAUGGUGUUCACUGCCCUUAAUACUAGCAGGCUUUUCGUACCCAACGAUCCUGUUUUAAGUCCUAGCAUUAGUAAUCCUGAUGAGGCCACAUGAUUGAAUAGAAGUUUAUGAUUUCAAAUUUCCAAUUGUAAAUACGAUAAUAUAAUAGAAUGUUCGGGAAGGAAAAAUGAGGGUAGUGUUGCAAAUG
This is a messenger RNA of Hevea brasiliensis (rubber tree), 1396 nucleotides long. Its product is annotated as S-type anion channel SLAH1. Gene Ontology annotation, molecular function: voltage-gated monoatomic anion channel activity. The coding region runs from base 151 to 1302 and encodes 383 amino acids. The transcript is spliced from 2 exons. NCBI's taxonomy places the organism in Eukaryota, Viridiplantae, Streptophyta, Magnoliopsida, Malpighiales, Euphorbiaceae. The record is from RefSeq and is a predicted model, not a curated record. Gene Ontology annotation, cellular component: membrane. Gene Ontology annotation, biological process: transmembrane transport; intracellular monoatomic ion homeostasis.